ACUCUGAUAUAUUGACUUAGUGAAUCUACUGUUAAUAAAAGUCACUAAACUUUCUAUUAAUCAAAUUUCAGUUCUUCUGACUCAAUACAUAUAACUUGAGUUAGGGAGUUAAUCUAAUAUAAAUUCUCACUUAGGAUUGUGGUCCUUUCAGAACUCCCUGACUUGUUAUUCUUCAGAAUAAUGCAUAGUACUGAAUGUUCUGGCACAGUGGUUUUCAACCUUUUUUUCAUUUGUGGAUCCCCACAAAGUUUCAAAUGGAGGUGCCUGCUCCUUUGGAAAUUCAACCUCUGGUCCAUGGACCCCAACCAUAGAAGUCUUGCACUGAAAACUGGCUGAACAGAAUUCAACUAUAAAUGUUGCACAUGCUCGGCAUGGCAUUUGAUUCAGUUAAUGCUGAAAGCUGUAAUGUAACAGAAAAGAAAAAGCAGUCACCUCUGACAGAUAAUCUUUCGCCAUGGGAAGAAUGGUUCAUUUGCAAAGAGAGAGAGCUACGUGUCCGCUUACAAGCCAGAGCUUUAGAGGAAAUGAAUUUACAAAUGGAGAGAAGAAAAGAAAAGCAGGAACUUGAAAGGAAAAAAAGGAUUGCUGAAGAGAAACACAAGGAAUGGGUGCUGAAAAAGAAUGAAGAGGAAAGAAAGGAAAAGGAACGAAAGCUCAUCAAAAAAAUGGCAGAAAAAGCAGCGAGAGAUCUAGAGAGAAUCCAAUUGCAGGAAAAAGCUAAAGGAAAGUAUAAAGAAUGGCUAAAGAAGAAAAGAGCUGAAGAGUUUGAGAAGAAGAAGAAAGAGGAGGAAAAGGAACAAAAAAGGGUAGCUGAAUUACAGGAGAAAAAAGAGAAAUCAGAGAAGAUCUUUAGAGAGUGGCUACAGAAUGCCAGAAAUAAGCCCCGCCCAGUUUUACACGGUUAUGGCUAUACGAAUGGGAAACUUCCAGGAUACUCCAAAGGAAAUUCAUAUCCAGCUCCAGCCUAUUGUAACCCUAUUCCCUGGAAACCAAUUCAUGUGCCACCGUCUAAGGAAGAUAAGAAUGUUACAGUGAAAAAAAAUAAGAGACCUAUAUCCAGUCAGUCAUAUAGGUCCUCAGCUAUGGUAAUCCAUAAACCCAAGAACAAUCUUUGUAUUGGAUCAUUGCACAGAAAACAAAGAUAGUAUAGGAAGCAAAAUAACUUUUUUUUUUAUUAGCUUGAUUUAACUAAGUUUUAAAGUACAAAAGUUAUAUCUUGGUUAAGUGUUUCCUUAAAUGUUAAAAAAUACAGUGUUGAAAGACAACAUUUUAUCAGCUUUUAACAGUUGUGAUCAUUUUAAUGUUAGCUAAGGAAUAUCUUUUCCAAAGACUUUUUAACUGUUAUUUUAACACUUAGAAAAUUAUCUUUUAAAAAUAUGUGAACCAGUCUUUUUAGUCACUUAAGUGACCUUUAUGUUUGUUUUUUAAAAAUUUUAUAUGUAGCCAGUUAUAUUGCAACCACUCCUUGAUAUCAAUAAAACAUUAGUGAUUAGUUUUUGUGAUUCUUCAAA
Messenger RNA from Trachemys scripta elegans, 1511 nucleotides. It is a transcript of the gene CCDC34, whose product is annotated as coiled-coil domain containing 34. NCBI's taxonomy places the organism in Eukaryota, Metazoa, Chordata, Testudines, Emydidae. The transcript has 6 exons. The coding region runs from base 354 to 1145 and encodes 263 amino acids. The record is from RefSeq and is a predicted model, not a curated record.